Messenger RNA from Patiria miniata (bat star), 4909 nucleotides. Its product is annotated as leucine-rich repeat-containing protein 9-like. The record is from RefSeq and is a predicted model, not a curated record. Gene Ontology annotation, molecular function: protein binding. Lineage: Eukaryota; Metazoa; Echinodermata; Asteroidea; Valvatida; Asterinidae.
CGUUAGGGAACACGACUAUACUAUCCACACAGACAACACAACCGUAUAUCAAUCGUCAUGGUGGCAUCCGAUCGCCCCAACUGUGUUAACUGACUUGGGACAUCUUCCAUUGGUGCAUCCAGGAAGAAAUACAACUAUAUGCUUCCACAUUCCAGGAGAUCAGAACAAGAUCCCGGAUACCCUGUCUAGGGGUUUGAUAAUUCUAACAGAAUGGACACUCAACAGAGAGAUUGUCCGUCUGCUCUUCACCAAUAUCGACAGACCCCACACCAACCUCGCAACAGCCAUCAGUGCUCAGCUCCCAGUAUUUUGCUCACGGCGCCCAGACCCCAAAGCAUGGGCAGUGGACGCACUAGCAAUAAAAUGGAUCGGGAUGUUCGCAUAUGCUUUCCCACCAAUAUCCUUGCUUCCAAAGGUCCUAAACAAUUUAGAACAGGAGACAUGCUGAAUGUUGUUAGUAGCCCCAUUCUGGCCACACCAACCCUGGUUUCCGAGGCUGAUCAGGCUGGCAGUUUGCACUCCGUGGAUACUACCUCAGAGAGUGGACUUCAUAUUCAAACUGCAGUCCCUUAAUCUUCAUCCAGCCCCAUGGGACCUUCAUUUAACUUGCUGGCCUCUGCGCAAGAAUUGUUCAGAGCAGCAGGCCUUUCUCAAGACGCUGCAGCUCUCGUAGCACACUGCCGCCAAGCCUCUACUUUACGACUCAAGACUUCGGCAUUAUUACAAUGCAACAGCCAUCAAUGCCCUACUAUUACAAUGCAACAGCCAUCAAUAUCCCUACUAACAAAGUCUAGUGAUCAAACCUCAGCUUCUCUGACAUUGGUCGGUGAUUUUUUGCUGUACCUUUACAAUCACAGUCUGACCGUAGCAACAGUCAAGAACUACUGGUCGGCCCUUUCCGCUCUCCACAACGGAUUUGAAGAUGGUUCAGUGAUCUCAAACAACAAAAAGGAAUGUUUUUUGAGCAUCCCCCAAUAAGAAAUCUUAUACCUUCUUGGGACUUCAACCAAGUCCUACAGUCAUUAAUGAAGCCCCCUUUGGAGCCCCUGGGCCAGGCUUCAUUGUACCACAUGACUCUUAAACUAGUGUUUCUCCUGGCUGUAGCCACCUCUCGCAAAAGGAGUGAACUCCACUCCCUUUCGGUUGAACCAGGACACAUUCCUUGGGAACCAGGAGGCAUCCGACUCAUUCCCUCAACAGCCUUCCUGACUAAAAACCAAUCCAUCCGUUUUACACCUCUGGAUAUUUUCGUACCAGAAAUAUGUACAAUAUCGGCUAUCCCUACCGACAAAGUCUGGUGCCCGGUGCAGGCUCUUAAAUGGUACAUCAGCCAGACCAAGGCACUACGUGAGAGGACCUCACAACUGUUCAUAACAACAAGACAUUCACACUGUGCUGCUUCACGUGACACCGUUGCUCGAUGGAUAGUGUCGGUGAUUAAAUCAGCAAACCCGCAUUGGCCUUCAACGGACAAGGGUUCAUCUAAACAGAAGCCUCAUACUCAUACAGUGCGAGCACUGUCAACAUCAUGGGCUUUCUUCAGGGGAGUUCCCCUCGAAGACAUUACGAAGGCAGCAUGUUGGAAAUCCUCCACGUUCACAUCUUGGUACCUCAAAGAUGUGCUCCAAACCGAGGGCGCACCAGGACAGACAGUCCUGUCAGCGGGUAUGUCCUCAUCAAAAAGGAGCACGACAAGAGAGGAAACCUCCUAAGACAUAACAGGAGCACCUCCCUUGUGAUUGAAAAGUACAUAGGAGAGCUUGAAAGUUCCAAACUGAAUACGAGAGAAUUUGAAGAGGAGGAACAACUUGGAAGUGGUACAGAAAGUGACGCACAAGAUAUGAUGCAAACCACAGGAUCUACUUUCAGCAAGAUGCAGAGCAAGUUACAAGCUUUGGAGGAUCGCAAAAUAACUUGCAUAAAAAUACUGCAAGAGAUGGAUACAUAUUAUGAUGAAGCAUUUUCACGUGUGAAGCAGUCCACAAGGAUCUCUAUUAAAAGGUCGCUUGCUGAGCUUGAGAGUGGAGGGAAUGUCAGAUUUGAAGAAGGCCAUUCUUCGAGUGCAUGGUUUGCAUCUUGCCAUGAUCUCAUUCUGUCACGAUUCUGUGCUGCUGAUUACAAAGCUUACAACAUACUUGGCAUCCAGAUUCAUGGCAUCACAAGAGUUCAUAACAGAAUGCUACGAUACCGCUUUGACAACAAGCUAUGUGCUAUUAUUGAGGAAGAUGAACCACUUGCUGUCACCAGAACACCUACUCUCAAGAGGCUCCAGGAGUACUUGUUCUUCGUUUGGGAUCCUGAUUUACCAGGUGGUGAAAAUGAACCAGUUAAGAUUCUUGAAGAAGGGCCUAUGGAUUGUGAUACAUACAGUCAACUCGGUCUCCAUGGAGCAGUUCAUCUGUCUAAUAGUGUGAGCUUGUGUGAUAAAGCGAGGAUAGAAUCAGCCAUCGGCAAGGCAAAGAAGGAGACGUGCACUGACCCUUGCCCAUUCAGAUUUGGUCAGUUGGUAGUGUGUAAGGUGUACCUUGGAAAAAGUCUUCCAGCCUUGGAUGUCAACGUGAAGAUAAGCAAGCAGCUCUAUCCAAUUGCUGACUCAGUUUUCAAGCCUAAGAAUUUCAGUCUUGAAGAGAACGAGCAUCAGUGUGAAUGUUCUGCCAGACAGUGUGAAUGGUUCAUCUUUGAUCAUGAACUUGUACUUCCAGAGUAUGUCAUUGACUUUGAGUACAAAACAAAGGAGGUACCACCUUCUCCAUUUAUUGAUGUGAGUGAUAACCAGGCAGUGGAGCGAAAACCGAUCGAGCAAAGUUUUGACCUAGAUGUAUUGAGGUUGGACCCCGUAGUUAAACCCAGACCGAGGCUUGUUUCGCUAUCUGAAGAUGUUAUUCUGCAAAUUAGUGGUGUAACUUCACUCACCUUAGUCUCGGUGCUUAAUCUCCAUGGCAAUGGAUUAACUAAACUGAGAUGCAUAUCGUCACUUACAUCCCUGCAGAAGUUGAUCAUCAGUUUCAAUGAGUUGUCAAAGCUGGAGGAUCUGGCGUAUCUGCCACACUUGGAGUUUAUUGAUGCCAGUUUCAACAAGCUUUACACACUGGAUGGAUUCAGGGGUAUGAGUAAAUUGAAGUACCUGGAUAUUAGCUGGAAUGAGCUGACCAACAUGAAGGAUGAUUUGUCAAUUUUACGCAAACAUGCAACAGGUCUGACUUGCCUUGACUUGAGACAUAACAACUGGCAGAAGCCUGAUGGUGUUAGACUACGCACCAUUGGACGCCUCAAGUCAUUAUCGCUGCUUGAUGGUCAAGCAGUCACCGAGAGUGAAGCAACUGCAGCAUUGAGAAUGGCUGCUGGGUCUCGAGUUUCUCAGGUGUCUCUACUUGCUCACACAAGGACUGACUCUUGUAGGCCAAGAAGCCUCAGCCUUGCAUCCUGUGCCCAGCUACUGACACAGAUCAGCCGUCAGAAGCCUGAUAGAUUAUGUGAAACAGAUGGCAACUGGUACAGCAAGGUAACAACACUUAAUCUUGAUGGGCAGCAUAUCAGCAAAUUGUCCAACCUAGAGAGAUUAGUAAAUCUUCGAUGGGCUUCCUUCAAUAACAAUGACCUGACAAAGAUCGAAGGCUUAGAUGAAUGCACACAACUAGAGGAACUUGCUCUUGAGGAUAAUUGCAUUUAUAAAUUGGAAGGCAUUGGUAAACUGACGAAGCUGCAUACCUUGAAUCUCAGCUCCAAUAAUAUAAGCACACUAGAAGCAGCAGGGUUGGAGAGGUUGACCCAACUCCAGUGCCUAGCUGUUUGUAACAACAGGAUCUCAUCUCUUGCUGGACUAGCAAAAACACUGUCCCUUUUGGAGUUAUACAUUGGGAAUAAUCGUAUCCAGAAUAUCAGAGAGAUUUUCAAUCUCAAGCAUCUGCCCAACUUUGUUAUCCUGGACUUGUUUGGAAACCCUGUGGCAUCAGUGGAAAAUUACAGACUGUUUGUGGUGUAUCACCUCAAGAAUUUGAAGGCCUUGGAUGGAUCUGCUGUGGAAUCUUCAGAAGGGGGAACUGCCAAGGAUAAAUUUGGUGGUAGGUUGACACAAGACUUCGUGGCAGAGAAACUAGGUCACUCUAAUUUUCAUGAAGUGCGGGAGCUCGACUUUCCCCAGAGUGCUCUUCGACAGGUUGACCUCGGCACAGGGGAACACUUUAUUAAUCUGAGAAGUGUGAACCUGGAGCAUAACAGUUUGCAGUCAUUCUGUGGUCUUGUCUACCUGGUGAACCUAAGGGUGCUGUGUUUGAACCACAAUCAUAUUGAAUGUAUCUUGCCGCGCCCCAAGGCUUGUGGAAGUAAAGGAUACCUAAAGGGAUACAGAGAAGACCUGACAGACAUUUAUAGCCCUGGGAAUUUCACACCCAUUCUAGAAAAUCUGGAAGUACUCCAUCUAGGAUAUAAUGGAAUCACUGACCUAAUUAGGCUUCAGAUUAGCCGUUUACCAUCUCUCAAGGCUCUCUUCUUACAAGGAAACGAGAUCAGCAAAGUGGAAGGCCUUGAUAGCUUACAGGAUCUAAGAGAGAUAGUUUUGGAUCGCAACAGAAUUAAAGGGCUAUCAGAGUAUUCUUUCAUGAAUCAGUGGAACUUAGUGGAGCUUCACAUGGAAGAAAACAGACUAAGAGAUCUGUCUCACUUGCAGUAUCUGGAGAAUCUUCAGAGGCUGUAUCUUGGCAGUAAUAGAUUACAGGAUGUCUGUGAGCUGGAAAAGCUUGAAGCACUGCCAAACCUCAUCGAGCUGUCUGUUAUCAGCAAUCCCGUAUCCAGAAGGUUGAUGCAUCGUCCGUUGCUUGUGUUGAGACAACCUAACUUGCUGUGCAUUGAUGGAAUACCAGUUAGUCCAGAAGAGAGGACUAAGGCAGAGAUGUAUUUUCUAGAGCAACAG